Molecule: messenger RNA, 254 nt
Organism: Prorocentrum cordatum
Lineage: Eukaryota; Dinophyceae; Prorocentrales; Prorocentraceae
Source: the annotation of a GenBank genome assembly
GCGGCGGUCCUUCUAGCGUGGACUUCGCCACCGAGCUGUCGAAGUUCAUCGAGCACGACCUGGCCAAGGUCUACCACUACCUGCUGCCGUUCGUAUCGGUGCACUUGGUUUCUGCGUCUGGGUCUGGCAUUCAAGUCGAUCACUACGACUUGACGCUGAGAGAAUAUACGCUGUCGCAGUUGAAGCAGACUCACGGCGUUCAGGUAGGAGGGGAUGUGGAGCAGCUUGGGUUAACCUCUGAGUGCGUCGAAUGA